AUGAGAGCUGACGGCCCCCGGAGGGGUAUGGGGCCCGGUGUGGGGCCCCCAGACGGCGGCUGGGGCUGGGUGGUGCUGGCCGCCUGCUUUGUGGUCACCGGCUUCGCCUACGGCUUCCCCAAGGCCGUGAGCGUCUUCUUCCGCUCGCUCAUGCGCGACUUUGGCGCCGGCUACAGCGACACGGCCUGGGUGUCCUCCAUCAUGCUGGCCAUGCUCUACGGCACGGGCCCCGUGUCCAGCAUCCUCGUGACGCGCUUUGGCUGUCGCCCGGUGAUGCUGGCGGGCGGGCUGCUGGCCGCGGCGGGCAUGAUCCUGGCAUCCUUUGCCAGGCGCCUGCUGGAGCUGUACCUGACUGCCGGGGUCCUCACAGGCCUGGGUCUGGCCCUCAACUUCCAGCCGUCGCUCAUCAUGCUGGGGCUGUACUUUGAGCGGCGGCGGCCGCUGGCCAACGGGCUGGCGGCGGCAGGCAGCCCCGUGUUCCUGUGCGCGCUGUCGCCGCUCGGCCAGGUGCUGCUGGAGCGCUUCGGCUGGCGCGGCGGCUUCCUGCUCUUCGGCGGCCUCCUGCUGCACUGCUGCGCGUGCGGGGCCGUCAUGCGGCCGUCGCCCCCCGGCCCAGGCCCCAGGCCGCGCGCGGACUGCGCCGAAGACACCUCGGGGGACGCGCCCGGAGCCGUGGAGGCAGACGGCGCGCGGCGGAACCUGCACGAGACGCCCCCUAGCGGCCGGGCCCGCCGGCGCCUGCUGGAAGUGGCCGUGUGCACCGACCGUGCCUUCAUCGUGUACGUAGUCACCAAGUUCUUGAUGGCGCUUGGGCUCUUUGUACCCGCCAUCCUGCUGGUGAACUACGCCAAGGACGCAGGCGUACCUGACGCCGACGCCGCCUUCCUGCUGUCCAUCGUGGGCUUCGUCGACAUCGUGGCGCGGCCGGCGUGCGGAGCCCUGGCGGGCCUGCCGCGCCUGCGACCGCACGUCCCCUACCUCUUCAGCCUGGCUCUGCUGGCCAACGGGCUCACAGACCUGGGCAGCGCGCGCGCGCGCUCCUACGGUGCCCUGGUCGCCUUCUGCGUGGUCUUCGGCCUCUCUUACGGCACGGUGGGUGCGCUGCAGUUCGAGGUGCUCAUGGCGGCCGUGGGUGCGCCCCGCUUCCCCAGUGCUCUGGGCCUGGUGCUGCUCGUGGAGGCCGUGGCCGUGCUCAUCGGACCGCCCUCUGCCGGCCACCUGGUGGAUGCCCUGAAGAACUACGAGAUCAUCUUCUACCUGGCUGGCUCAGAGGUGGCCCUGGCUGGGGUCUUCAUGGCCAUGGCCACCUGUUGCCUGCGUCAUCAGUCUCACUCCCUGGAGGCUUCGGCUGGUGCAGCCACUGGGGGAGCAGCCAGUGACACUGAAGACUCUGAGGAGCGGGGAAGUCUGCAGGCCCUGGAAAUGCUGACCCCCAAGGCCGGGGCUGGGGAACUGAAGGUGGAUGUAGAAUCAGGUCCAGGCCAGGAGUCUGUGUAGCACAUUUCAAGGGGGUGGCCCAAGGGCUCUGGAAUGUGACUUCAUCUUCCCAAAGGGCUUGGCACACUGGGAAGUAGGGCCGGUUGGUCGUUCCCUGGGCAAGUCUGGGCUGCAGUUAUCCCUUGGGCGUCAUGGGAAUGCCCCUCCCAUUUGCCAGGCCCUCUCCUCUUGCUGGUGAAACAGCUGUGGUCUCACAGGAAAUCGAGUCGAUAAAGCUCAGAUGAAAGACAAGCUCUGUUCCUGUGCCUCUGCCCAGGACUCUGGCUACGCCCCUGAGCUGGGGUGGGGGGAAGGUCUGAGGGGUCUCCCCGGGGCCUCCCUGGAGUUGGGCGAGUGUCAAUGACGGAUGCAAGGCAGGAGGUGCUCCUGGGGCUGGGAGUUGAGCUGUGUGCUGAGCCUCCU
Messenger RNA from Heterocephalus glaber (naked mole-rat), 1899 nucleotides. It is a transcript of the gene Slc16a8, whose product is annotated as solute carrier family 16 member 8. Gene Ontology annotation, molecular function: monocarboxylic acid transmembrane transporter activity. Gene Ontology annotation, biological process: monocarboxylic acid transport; transmembrane transport. Lineage: Eukaryota; Metazoa; Chordata; Mammalia; Rodentia; Bathyergidae. Gene Ontology annotation, cellular component: basolateral plasma membrane. The record is from RefSeq and is a predicted model, not a curated record.